This is a messenger RNA of Penicillium angulare, 1758 nucleotides long. RefSeq lists its product as uncharacterized. Gene Ontology annotation, biological process: mitochondria-nucleus signaling pathway; regulation of nitrogen utilization; negative regulation of transcription by RNA polymerase II. NCBI's taxonomy places the organism in Eukaryota, Fungi, Ascomycota, Eurotiomycetes, Eurotiales, Aspergillaceae. The record is from RefSeq and is a predicted model, not a curated record. The transcript is spliced from 2 exons. Gene Ontology annotation, cellular component: cytoplasm. The coding region runs from base 1 to 1758 and encodes 585 amino acids.
AUGCCUCUCACAACGUCUGUUUUGACGGUGGACGCGGAUAAUAUUCACAAGGUGGAUACCGCAAACGCUCAGAGUCUCCAUGGCAUGUGGAUGGUCUUCUCGAAAUGUGCCGAUUAUAUGGACCAAGGCCGACGACUUGAGAAUUUGAGUUGGCGCCUGUGGACCCGUGAGACAUUUUGUGUCGAGCCGGAACUCUCUAAGGAUACCUCUGUCCUGCCCAAGUUGCGUUCCGAAGCUGGUGAUCUCCCGGAGCUCUCCGCUAGCGUUGAGUCGGCCGCGUCCGACCAAGCCGAACGCAUUGAGGCUCACAUCAAGCGUCCUAAGUACUCCGAUUAUCGUCCUGCUGUGGUCCGCGAAGACUCUUUGGCUAGCUUAGGCCGAGGAAAGGAAAAGCACAUCACGUCGUUGGAUCUGGAGCGCAUGGUCCUCAACAUUAAAGAAAAGAAGAACCUCGAGCCGCUACCUACCGUUGAGCCUGCUGCUCCUAUCGUCGAUAUCACCCCCCUUCCAUCGGCUCCUACACCUACUCCCCCCUCAGUAUCUACUGCUAGACAGGUUCCGGUUUUCCCUCGUCCCGUCUGCAAGCCUCGCCAAUCUACUGAAUCUUGUUCGACAACUGCACCCGAAGGAAACGAAAGCGAUGGAGCUCAACUUAAUAAUGCAUCAGAUACUAGCGUCUCUUCGUCUGGCGUUCUACCAUCCCGCCCGGAAUUGAUCAAAUCACCUAGCGUUAUUCGUGGAUUCUCGCCUUCGAUGAUCUCAUCCUCUUACCGGUCGCAACCUAAACUCGCUCUCGAGUCGAGCCCGUCCCGCUCUACCACUCAAUUGAAGCCAUCGCCACUCAAGAAGAAGGGAGGCAUGUUCACUCUAGGUGGAUCUUCCGGUGACGAUGAUGAAAGCUCUUUCGAGGAACGAAUGGUCGCCAAACCGACACAAGAAAAUGCGACCGGUGGCUUACUACGACCUACGACUAGCACCCCUAGUUCUUCAAAGAAGGUUGCCUCACUUAGCGAUGAAGUUGCAUUCCGACCGAAGAGUCCCAGUCAUUUCGACGAAGAUGCCAUCGAGACCGACGACGAAGUAUCAGAGAGCGCAAUUGAGGACGAUGAAGAUUCGGAUUGGGAGGACUCAGUGACCGAAAGUGGCAAGUCUAGCGUGGACGAGCGACCGGAGCUCUUCCAACGAGUUGAUUCCAGACCCAACCUGGUUUCAAGGCGAUCACUUCUUACUAUGAUGAUGCACCAGCCAAACAACAUGAGGCAAGGAAAUGCAUUCCGAUCCAGUCCUGCAUUACAACGCUCGCGUUUGACAUCACCCAACGGUCCAUCCCUCCCCGGUUCACCCCGCCAACCCAACAAUGAUGAUGAGAGUUUGACCAUGCGUGGCCCCGAUGUUCCCCGAUCGAAGCCCAUCGUUAUGAAGUCCCCUCCGCAAUCAGCUGCCCAUUCACCUCGCACCACUCGUCGCAACAUGCUUGCGACCGAAUUGACCGAAUCGCUUCGCAGACAUCUUCUCUGGGAACGCCAACAGAAGAGCGCAACUGCGAAUGCGUUCAUGAAGCGACGUCAUACCGCCCAUGACAUGAAGAAUCUCCAAGAGUAUCCGGGGCCGAAGGGCCCCCACCGUGCUCCGGGUCAAGGUACAUCUGCCUCGGGCGAGGGCAACAAUUCUCGCGACAAAGACUUCUCUAAGAACGGCUCAUGGACCAACUAUGCAACCGACUAUGGCCCUUGGGAAUACCACGCCAAGGGAUGGUAA